AUGGUGGCUGCCUCCAACAAUGCCGGCGCAGAUGAGCACAUCCGGGUGGCGGCUCUCCGCGAGCUCAUGGACGGGCCGACCGUGGUGGCGAUGCUGGAGCGGGAGAACGAGCUGCGGCUGAGCACCAGAGUGCAAGAGCUGUAUGCUGCGGCUGAGCGGCGGUCCGACACGGAUUGGAUGGAGGUGACUCUGGAGCUGCAGAAGCAGGUGGCGACCGAGUUUGGUUACGGGCCUGAUCAUGAUCGGCAUGACGAUGUGCUGGUUGUUCUUCGCCGCGCUGCUGCGAUCUAUCCCGAACUUCCAGAGACGGCCGCCAUUCCACUGUAUGUCAAGCACAACCGCGCGGGUGAGGGCCGAGUCGUUGCUGGCGAGGCCAUCGUUGACGUGCCGCUCCUGCCACUGGCCGACGGCGAGAUCGGGUGUCGCACGUCACUCACUGCUCUGCUGGCCGGGGCUGGCGAGCGGCCGCUGGUGGUCAUUGCCGGCUCGUACUCGUGA
Messenger RNA from Thecamonas trahens ATCC 50062, 498 nucleotides. RefSeq lists its product as uncharacterized. The record is from RefSeq and is a predicted model, not a curated record. The transcript has a single exon. The coding region runs from base 1 to 498 and encodes 165 amino acids. Lineage: Eukaryota; Apusomonadida; Apusomonadidae.